UCCCAGUCUCCUCGGUCUAUCUAUAGGUUUUGGUCGGUGGAGCAGAGCCCGAUCCGAUCCGGCGGCGGCGGGAGCGAUGGAGGACAGAGAGAAGGGCCCGGCAGUGGCGGCGGCGGCGGGGGCGGGGGCGGUGGUGGAGAAGGUGAUCGAGACGGUGGAGGAGAUCGCGGGCUUCUCCGACUACCGGAACGCGUACAAGAGGCAGUUCUGCAACCUGGCGCGGCGGAUCAAGCUGCUGUCGCCCAUGCUGGAGGAGCUCAAGGAGAGCAAGGACCCCAUCCCCGAGCGGGCGGCCGGGACGCUGGCCCCGCUCAAUCGCGCGCUUGACUCCGCCAAGGAGCUCCUCCGGCUGGGGAGCGAAGGGAGCAAGAUCUUCCUGGUCUUGGAGAGGGAUAGGAUAUUGACGAGGUUCCAGGAAGCUAUUUCUCAACUAGAACAAGCAUUGGCUGAACUUUCCAUUGAUGAGCUUGAUAUAUCAGAUGAAGUUAAAGAACAGGUUGAGCUCGUCCAUACUCAGUUCAAGAGGGCCAAAGAACGGUUUGAUAUGCCUGAUGAUGAGCUUUACAACGAUCUUUUAUCUGUUUACAAUUUGAGCACCGAUGCCAAUGUGGAUCCAGCUAUACUAAGGAGAUUAGCAGAAAAGUUACAGCUGAUGACCAUAUCUGAUCUCAAACAAGAAUCAAUUGCAUUGCAUGAAAUGGUUGUUGCCAGUGGUGGAGAUCCAGGAGAGAUCAUCGAAAAGAUGUCAAUGCUAUUAAAGAAGAUUAAAGAUUUCAUGCAGACUCAGAACCCAGAAAUGGGCACGCCAGCAAUUCCCAAGCUUCUUCCCUUACAUGAGAAGUCCAAAGUUCCAGUCAUUCCAGAUGAUUUUCGCUGCCCUAUAUCGUUGGAGCUGAUGAAAGACCCAAUAAUUGUAGCCACCGGGCAGACUUACGAGCGGGAAUGCAUCGAGAAAUGGCUGGAGGCUGGCCAUGACACGUGCCCCAAGACGCAACAGAAGCUCCGCAACACAUCCUUAACCCCAAACUAUGUCCUUCGCAGCCUCAUAAGCCAGUGGUGUGAGGCCAAUGGCAUGGAUCCACCUAAACGCCGCACUCAACCUGACAAGGCCCUGUCAGCCUGCUUUGCAGGUGAGCAUGCUAAAAUUAUCGAACUUCUCCGUAAAUUAUCUUCCCAAAAUAUUGAAGACCAAAGAUUGGCUGCCGGCGAGCUUCGCCUCCUUGCUAAGCGCAAUGCUGACAACCGUGUCUGUAUAGCUGAGGCUGGGGCUAUACCUCUUCUUGUGAGUUUACUAUCUACAUUUGAUGCUCGAACCCAGGAGCAUUCAGUUACUGCUCUUCUAAACCUCUCCAUCUGCGAGGAGAACAAGGGGAAAAUAAUCUUCUCAGGGGCUGUGCCUGGAAUAGUUCACGUGUUAAAGAGGGGCAGCAUGGAAGCACGGGAGAAUGCUGCAGCCACUCUCUUCAGCCUCUCAGUGGUCGAUGAGAACAAGGUAACAAUUGGGGCUUCUGGGGCAAUCCCACCACUUGUUUCGCUGUUAAGUGAGGGCAGCCAACGAGGGAAGAAGGAUGCAGCAACAGCACUAUUCAACUUGUGCAUAUACCAAGGUAACAAGGGAAAGGCUGUGAGGGCUGGGGUGGUCCCAACACUAAUGGGACUACUGACAGAGCCAGGAGGAGGGAUGGUGGAUGAGGCACUUGCUAUACUGGCCAUUCUGUCAAGCCACCCUGAGGGUAAGUUGGCAAUUGGGGCUGCUGAGGCAGUGCCCGUGCUGGUGAAGGUGAUAAGAAGUGGGUCACCUAGGAACAAGGAGAAUGCAGCAGCUGUUCUGGUGCACCUUUGUAAUGGGGAGCAGCAGCAGCAGCAUUUGGCUGAGGCACAGGAGCGUGGGGUGAUGGGUCCAUUGGAGGAACUAGCACAGAGUGGCACAGACAGGGGUAAAAGGAAGGCAGCACAGUUGCUCGAGCGCAUGAACAGGUUCCUGGAACAGCAAAAGCAAGCUCAAGCACAAGCUGAAGCUCAUGCUCAGGCACAGGCACAGGCACAGGCACAGGCACAGUCACCAACAGAGCAGUCAAGGUCUCCGUCUUUGGCAACUUUUCUUGAUUUGUGAGGUAUCUUAUUGCUGGCUUGUUUGUAGAGGUGAGAAAGGGUGGUUGUUUUGAUUCAAAGGGUGGGAGGUGGAAGAUCACCUGCCAUGCUGGUUUGUAAGUUAUGUGAUGUUGUAAUGUUUUAGCUGGGGAAUGUAAUUGGAGGAAGGUUUAUAGAGCCUUCAAGAGUAAGGAAAUGGAGGGAUAGUCUUGAAGAGUAAACCGUUUGAAUGUACCAUGUCCAUGUUGUAAGGUAACAUCCUCGAUUUUUAUGGAGGAAAUGCCUCUGAUUGCUAAAAUGGGAUCCAGAGCCAGGAUAUCGCCAAAUAACAAUUUACGGACACUGAUGAAAGCUUUCAGAGAUGUGCUACUUUAAUUCAUUAUAUUUUCUGAACUGGAAUUUUCUGUUUGCCACAUCUGGCUUAAUAUGAUAGUUGAUUAAGCUUGCUUUUCA
Messenger RNA from Phoenix dactylifera (date palm), 2544 nucleotides. RefSeq names its product protein spotted leaf 11-like. Lineage: Eukaryota; Viridiplantae; Streptophyta; Magnoliopsida; Arecales; Arecaceae. Gene Ontology annotation, biological process: cell surface receptor signaling pathway; protein ubiquitination. The record is from RefSeq and is a predicted model, not a curated record. Gene Ontology annotation, molecular function: protein binding; ubiquitin-protein transferase activity.